AUGGAAGUAUCGAACUUCAGUUAUAUAGGAAAUUUUCAGCAGUUGUUUCUAUCAGCUGUUUCGGUUUGUAUUUAUUUGAUACUGGGUGGUGUGGAAACAUGGUACGCGACUGGUUACGGUCAUAUGGGCACGUUAAUACGACAGAUUGGUAACGGUCAAUUUAGUGGAUGCUUGGGCAUUCCAACUUGCGAGAUCAUAUUCGUUGUGAAGGGAUGGGCAGCUGCAGCGGCAUUUUUGUUCCUUUGUGCGGUGCUUUUCUUGAUCGACGUGAUUGUUCAACUAAUGAAACGUGACAAGUGA
Anisakis simplex (herring worm) is the source of this 300-nucleotide messenger RNA. The record is from the annotation of a GenBank genome assembly. Lineage: Eukaryota; Metazoa; Nematoda; Chromadorea; Rhabditida; Anisakidae.